AUGCAGUCUGAACAAUCCCAGAGACCGGAGUCGGCGCUUACAGCGCCGUCUAGUAACAGAACCAAUAGACUCACUCGAUUUAUCCAGAAAUCGGUCUCCUUGUUGAAGGCGAACAAGAGACCCGCGCCUUCCGCAGCCUUAUUAGCCUCAGAAGCGUCAGCAGUGCCUCCAGAGGAAAAUCCCAAUCCCGAGACACAAGAGAAAAAAGAGAAACAAGGCUACAUCUCGCCAAGAUACGUAAGAGAGCAGCGCAACUACACACUCACGGAAGCAGACUUGAAGAACCAUGUUGCCGCACUAGAGACUGCUCUAGGUGAUGGUUGGCCACGCCGACAUCACAGCCGGUAUCGCAAUGCGCAUGCACUUCUUGUGUGCUGGGCUGACAGCGACUCCGUGCAUCCAGCUGAGCCCUACUCCCCACCCCAAUCACUUGUAACCCCCGGUAGAUCCACGUUAAGUCAUGAGUUGAGUCCGGCCCAGGCAACUUCUAAAGUCGAUGUAAGAGGCUCAUCUGGCAUGGCUAGACACAACACGGGGCAGGGGCCAUUUGUCUCCGUCGCACACCAGCUUGCGGAUGUCUUUGAGAGCCGGUAUGGAAUUCAGGCACAGGUGUGGAAGGUUCCUUUGCUGGAUAAUGCUCAGGAGAUGCUCACGUGGAAGAUGAAACAUUUCGUUGAUGAAUAUGGUGGCCCGGACAACCUGUUGAUCUUCUGGUAUGGUGGGAUGGCUGAGUUGAGCAGUCCCAGAAGCACUGGCGAAAGUCCAGCGAGAAACAGUCUUAACGCUGGAGAGGUCAUCUGGUACGGCUCAAAGAGCAAGCCUGGAAUUACCGCGAGAACAGUAACCAAGGCUCUCAGGCUUGCCCGCGCAGAUGUGUUUAUGCUCAAUGACAGCCCGUUUGCACAGCAAGUAUACACAAGCCACAUAAACGACCCUCAAUCUUUCGAGCUUCUCGGUUCUGGCUCGACAGAUCCAAAUCGUUCUACCCCUUCAUUCACGCGAACGCUAGCACUGAUGUUAGAGUCACCCCAUCUAUCGUCCAAUGGUGUCUCGGUGCGACAACUCCACCGCAAGCUCCUCGAUAUCGCCGCUGAUCCGAUCUACCGAUCCCCGGCUACCGCAGCGAGAAUCCCAACAUACCCAGUGUACAUCCAGAUGGCACAGACAGCACCCAAUGAUCGUGAGGCAAAGAGAAGCAUUAUACUAUCUCGUCUUGAUACCUCUCUUGCUCCUGAGAUGAACUAUGCGAAGACUGUGGGUGAUCCAGGGGUUAAGAUUCAGUUCAAGCUUGCGAGACAGCAUCUUGAUGUGCGCCAGUGGAAAGAGUGGGUUUUGGCUGCGCCGACUGAAGCUCGUGAGGUUUCUGUGAAGGUCUGUGGUAAGGGAGACAAGUAG
This is a messenger RNA of Xylaria bambusicola, 1395 nucleotides long. RefSeq lists its product as uncharacterized. The record is from RefSeq and is a predicted model, not a curated record. Bases 1 to 1395 code for a protein of 464 amino acids. The transcript is spliced from 3 exons. Lineage: Eukaryota; Fungi; Ascomycota; Sordariomycetes; Xylariales; Xylariaceae.